AGCCGGUUAAGGAAAAUUGCCCCCAAAAUCCUGCAGCUCUUGGCGGAAUGGACGGAGACGUUUCCGUACGAUUUUCGAGAUGAGCGCAUGAUGAGAAAUCUAAAGGAGCUGGCCCAUCGAAUAGCCAGUACAGAUGAGGCCUAUCGGAAAAAUGUGCAGCAAAUCAUCCAGAGCCUCAUUCGUAAGCUGGCCUCCCUUAACCAAUAUGAGGAAGUUCUUGCAAAAAUCAAUGCUACUUCAACCGACAGACUGACAGUAUUAAAGACCAAACCUCAGGCCAUCCAACGGGAUAUCAUCACGGUCUGCAGCGACCCUUACAUGUUAGCCCAGCAGCUGACUCACAUAGAGCUUAGUUCUUAUGGAGAUCGGAAGAAGUCUCGGAAUCUGGAAGCUUACGUGGAAUGGUUCAAUAGACUGAGUUAUUUGGUUGCCACCGAAAUAUGUAUGCCUAUAAAGAAAAAACACAGAGCAAGAAUGAUAGAAUACUUCAUUGACGUCGCCCGAGAGUGUUUCAACAUCGGCAACUUCAACUCUUUAAUGGCUAUUAUUUCUGGAAUGAAUAUGACUCCUGUCUCCAGAUUAAAGAAAACUUGGUCAAAAGUCAAGACGGCUAAGUUUGACAUUCUGGAGAUUGUGAUCCCAUUUUUCAGCCUGCUUAUCAAGGACAUUUACUUCCUCAAUGAGGGCUGUGCCAACCGCUUGCCCAAUGGCCAUGUCAAUUUUGAA
Molecule: messenger RNA, 726 nt
Organism: Thamnophis sirtalis
Lineage: Eukaryota; Metazoa; Chordata; Lepidosauria; Squamata; Natricidae
Source: RefSeq, a predicted model, not a curated record